This is a messenger RNA of Bicyclus anynana (squinting bush brown), 7202 nucleotides long. It is a transcript of the gene gzl, whose product is annotated as E3 ubiquitin-protein ligase RNF13. Bases 645 to 1781 code for a protein of 378 amino acids. The transcript is spliced from 13 exons. NCBI's taxonomy places the organism in Eukaryota, Metazoa, Arthropoda, Insecta, Lepidoptera, Nymphalidae. Gene Ontology annotation, cellular component: nucleoplasm; cytoplasm. The record is from RefSeq and is a predicted model, not a curated record.
GCAGCUGUCAGCUGUCCAUUUAAUUUUUCGAUGAGUGAUUCAAGUCGUAGUUAAAUUAAUUUUAUUAAAUUUCUUUUGAUACCGCAUGAAACGAGGUUUUACCAAAAUCAUCUGUGCUGUGUAAAAUCAAAAUAACCUAUUUCAAUAGUUCAUAUGUUUGUGAAAUCUUCGGUUGCAGAUAUUUACGUAAAUCAACAGGUAGUUCCUUGCCGAGUUAUUUACUCCGAACGCAUAUGACGAUCUCUAUUCAGGAGAUUAAAGUCUCACUUCAAGAGGAUGUAACAUUGUUUGCUAUGUGAAGUGAAUUCUAGAAGGAAGCGCGUGUGAUGCGCUGACCAUGCCUCGCGCGCUCCGCUCGUGCCUGCUCGGCCUGCUGGGCUGCCUCGGCUGCCUCGCCUCCGUCCGCUGCAACAUCAUCGUCUACACACAGGACAUGCCACAUAUAGUGGAGGAGUUCCGCGACAUGCCGGCGAGCUUCGGCCCCGAGCUGCCGGCGGACGGGCUGCGCGCGAUGCUGGUGGCGGGCGAGCCGGCGGACGGCUGCUCGCCGCUCGCCAAGCCGCCGCCCGACGACAACUUCACCGGCAAGUGGCUCGUCGUAGUUGCUAGGUGAGUGCCUUUGUACAUUCGCUGAGUUCCGCCACAUGCCGGCGAGCUUCGGCCCCGAGCUGCCGGCGGACGGGCUGCGCGCGAUGCUGGUGGCGGGCGAGCCGGCGGACGGCUGCUCGCCGCUCGCCAAGCCGCCGCCCGACGACAACUUCACCGGCAAGUGGCUCGUCGUAGUUGCUAGGUAUAACUGCAGUUUCGAGCAGAAGAUUCGCAAUGCGCAAGCAGCCGGCUACGACUGCGCCAUUGUACACAACGUCAACUCCAGUGAACUUGAGACGAUGUCAGCGAAGGACGCCGAGGGAAUAGUCAUCCCGUCGGUUUUCGUCAGCGACCUCGCUGGUCUCAUGCUCGCUGAGGAAUACGUCUACUCCUACCGCUACUACGUGAUGGUGAACGGCGACCUGCCCUUCAACAUCAACACGCACCUGUUGCUGCCCUUCGCGAUCGUCGUGGUGGUCUGCCUCCUCGUCAUAUUGAUCUUUUUGAUGGUAAAGUGCAUCAACGACCGGCGGCGCGCGCGGCGUCACCGUCUCCCGAACAGGUCGUUGAAGAAGAUCCCGACCUGCAAGUUCAGCAAGGGUGACCCUUACGAGACUUGCGCUAUCUGUCUCGACGAUUACCAGGAGGGGGAGCGGCUUCGCGUCCUGCCCUGCGCUCAUGCAUACCACACCAAAUGCAUCGACCCUUGGCUGACACAGAGUCGGCGCGUGUGUCCUGUUUGCAAGCGUAGAGUGCGCGCCGCCGGCGAGCGCCGCGCGCCCCGCUCUGACUCCGACUCUGACGACACGGAGCCCCUCGUCGCUGACUCGCCCCCCGCCACGCAGGGAGGUACUUUCGAUGAACAACGGGAGAACCCUUUCGUGAGGGCAGCGCGGUAUAUAUCUAGGCUGCGCGGACGCAACGAGAACAGAGAAGCUGACGCUGAGGUAGCUCAACCCUCAGAAGCUCAAGACGAAACAGAAGAGAAUCAAGAAACGCACGACACCCAGCCCCUCAUCCGAGCCGAAGAGCCCGAGCGCCGGCGCCGCGGCCGCCGCUCGCGACGCUCGCGCUCCGGCCCGCCCGCGCGCUCCGAGCACUCCAUCAACGCGACCCCCACCGCCGCGGAGGGGGAGAUCGGUGUAGCAGCGCUUCCCGCGGCGACCCCGGGCCCGCGGCACAUGCGCGCGUGAGCACGUGAGCACGUGCACACAUAGAUAUGUAUUGAUAUAAAUUGUUACUACUACAUGACUCUGCGGUGACACCCGUGAUGACUUGUUGGAAUGCUUGAGAUGACUUUGAGUAUUAACGCUUACUUUUCUGGGACAGUUUUCAAAAUGCGACAAUAUCAUUCGUUAGAUGCGACUUUAUAAUCUCCUGUUUCUAGUUAUCACUUUUGCUUUUUAAUUUAUGACAAUUUUCACCUGAAUGAAGGUCGGCCAGUUUCAUAGUAUAGCGUGUCUUAGAAAUUAGAAUAUAAAAAAAAUAUGAAAGACCUUACCCUUUUUAUAUAUACUAAUAUUAUAAAGCUGAAUUGUUUGUUUGUUUGUACGCGCUAAUCUCAGCAACUGUGACUUGACCAUAAAGUGCCGUGUCAAUAAAUGAUCUAAUGGUUUAUUGAUAGCUUGUAAUGUUACAAAUCUCAUCUAAGUAGACUUUGUGUUUUAAAGCCAGAAUUUUUUUAUGUAAUGCAUUUUAUGUUGCGAGGAGUAAUAUUUAAGUUUUUCUAUAAAUCUUGGUAUCAAUUUCUUCACAAAAUAUAAACUCUUCACUAACCGAAAGCGUAUCUAACGAGUGAUAUCAAUAGAAAAUUGAGUGUGUAUGCAAAUUUACUAAUAUUUUUUUAUUAUUACAUUGUCUGAGAUAAUCUAAGAUAUAUAAAAUUUACCCAAAAUCUAUGGUAACAAAUGAAGAUAUUACAAAAUGGAACCACCUAAUCAAUUUGCCAUGCAUAAAAAACAAUUUUAACUAAUUAAAAUGUUUGCAAUUUUGCAAUAUUUAAAAAAAAAAGUCACUUUUGGCACUUGUGAUAGAUCAUAUUAAGUUCUACCAUUAAUAUAGUCUAUGAACUUACAUGGAAUGGUUUUAAAGUCAAAUAAAUAAAAUAUAAAAUUCAGCAAUUUAUUGCAACUACCAAAGUUUAUUGAUAUCAUGUGCCAAAAAGGACUUCUUGAAUUAUUAACAGCUGUUUUCAUCUGUAGUCUAUUGGUAAGUUGCUAAGAAACAUUAUUGAUCUAAAAAGAAUUGAAACCUCAAUAGUUCUGAAUAGCUCAGUGGUAAAAAGGCUGGACUUAUCACCGAGAGGUGGUUCGACCCCCCACCCGUUGGACUAUUGUGCACACUCCUAACACAGUCUUUUCCGACUAGUUGGAGAGAAUCAGCUAUAUUGGCCAUAUUUAAAAAGAUAUAUAUCAAAUGCUCUUAAAAAAAGUUUUAGACGAAAUAAAGCUGCUAAGUAACUAACCGACAGAUUGAAGGUAGUAUCCAAAAAUGGCAAUUAUAUAAUAGUACCUUAUACACUGACGAACGAAUUAGUACCUUUAAGAUAUAAUAAUAAAGCAUCAAUUUGCACUAUGUUCACUCCUCAAUAAAUUAGACAUUGAAAUAAAAUAAUAAUGUCCGGCCGCUCAGAAAUUGCAUUUCUGACAGGUCAUGAUCAAAUGGGCGAUGUAACUUCGAACUGGCGUACAAGGUUGUUGAACUGCGCUGUUUCAAGGCUAUAAGAUAAGAUAAGAUAAAUAUACUUUAUUUGCACACCACAAAGACAAAAACAAGUGAAAUAAAAAACAAAUUAAGAAGAGAUCAGCAUACAAAAGGCGGCCUUAUCGCUAAGUAGCGAUUUCUUCCAGGCAACCUUCGGUUUAGGAAAACUUAAGGACAUCAGCAGGUGGCGUAAAACAAAAAUAACCAUAGUAUUAGUAAUACACAUACAUACAAAUAAUUUACAUCCUAAUACAUAAACAAUAUUACACAAAUACCUACAAUAAUGAAUAAAAUACAUAUCAAAAUAUACUAAUAAAUACCUUAUAUUGAAAAGAAAUAAUAUAUACAGAUCGUCUUUACUGCACCAGAUAAUGAGUCUUUACGGCAUUUUUAAAAAUGACCAGUGUCUUUGAUUGCCGUAUGUUUAAAGGGAGAGCAUUCCAUAACUUAACGGCUUGCACAACGAAAGAAUGUUUAUAAAAUUUCGUCUUAUGCACGGGUAAACAUAGAGUUAGUAAUCGACACUGUCUCAGUUCAGACUGCACUCCCUGAAACGUAAAUUUCUCCUUCAGAUACACAGGAGAUUUUGGAUUAAACAACACACAGUACAAAAGUGAAAGUACAUGCAGAUCCCGGCGACGACGAAUAGGGAGCCACUUGAGCUUCUGACGGAAUUCAGAAAUAUGGUCAUAUUUGCGUAGGCUAAAUAUGAACCGAAUAGCAAGAUUUUGAAGUCGCUCAAGUUUAUUGAGUUGGUCCUCAGUUAUAUUUAGAUAGCUCGCGUCCGCAUAAUCUAAAACCGAAAGAAGAAGAGAAUGUGCUAACAUAACUUUAGUAGGAAUUGGUAAAAAUGAGCUAUGCCAACUGUUUGUCUUUAGAGUGAUGAGACAAAAUAACGAGGCAAUUGCAAUUGAAUAUGUUUGUCCCGUUCGAUCAUGACCUGUCAGAAACGCAAUUUCUGAGCUGCCUGAUAUUUCUGUAAAUUCAGUUUUGAGCUGAAUUCAGCAACAUAAUAUGUUUAAGUUAUCGACUGAUGUGAAGCAACAUAUUUUGAUCAAUUUCUAAGUUUCAUCAUGUUUUUUUUCAUUGAUGAUAAAAAUGGAAACUAAUCACAUCGAAAUAGAUCAGAAUAAGCCCUCGUUCGCACGAGAGUUUUUUAAACGGUUAAGAAAGCGUUCAAAUAUGAAGUAAAAUGAAGGUCUAUUUCCAACGUUCAAAAUUUUAAAUGCAACAGUGUGUUUUAAACACUUUGUCGUGUAAACAUAUACUUGGGAAUGCAUUUGUUUUAUUUGUACGCGUUUUAAACGUCCGUUAAAAAAAAAACUCUCGUGCGAAUGAGAGCUAAUGUGGUUUGGCGUAAGAAAUAAUCAUUUCGCUAUUAAGGUUUGCAACAAAAAAACCUUCAAAAAUACUUUUUUAAAAACUUGGAGAGUAUUUUUGACUGAGACGUGAGUAUUUAGAUUUAGAUUACAUUUUUCAAAAUUGCUUGUAUAAUCAUGCUUACUCGAAAUAAAUAAAUUUGAAACCCAUCACAUAAGACAAUUUUUCACGGAAAAUCAAAUGUUGCAAAUUAUGAAUAAAUGAAAUCUGAAUCACAAGGAAUAGUAAUUAUUUUAUUAUAUAAGAUGUAACAGAAAGCUUAGCGUGACGUUAUUUAGUUACUACGGAGUAUCGAAAAAAAAAAUCUUAUUUGUUUACUCUCUCUAUGGCAUUUCUAUAUUAAUUAAAUGAUCGAAAACAACAAAAUUUAUUGUAUCCAACCUUGAAGGAAUUGGUAAAAAAAUCCUUAAAGGUUGGAUAAAAUUAAUUAAUUGUAGUAUCGUGGAACGCUUGGAUAUUCUUUCUAUAUAUUAAAAACAACAAAGUUGAUAUGUUAUAUAAAAUCGAUAAAAAUUUAAUAGAAAACAAAAAAACUAAAAUGAAAUGAUCGAUCUUUUCACUGAUUACCGUUCGCUUAAGAAAAGAUGGACAAAAAUGGCUUUAUAUAUGACAAAAAUUUUAUUGAUUUUUAUGUAAUAGAAUCCUCUAUCAAAUAGUAUAGUUGACAGAGGGAUUUUAAAUUAACAGCAUUUAUUAAUUUUGUUUUUAAUUUUCAUUACUUAUUCUCACAUCUCCUGGCCUAUAAAUUUUCUUAAUUUAUCGAUACCCACGUAGUAAAAAAUAUGGUGGUCACGCUAGGGACUGUGAUUUAAAGCUAAAAAUUAUCGUGUAUAGUUUAUAGAAUAGACAUAAGGGUGAAGAUGAUAGGUGACCAUGAACUUGGUACAUGUUUGGCUCAUUAAUGGCUUGUAGCUUGGUGAACAAUAAGAUAACCCAUUGCUGGAAAUUUAUAAUGUUUUUAUGGUAGCAUGGUGCGGGUGACAUGUGUAUUUUUUACGUACAAACUUCACGGAAUAGUAUCAUAAAAUGAAUGUACCUUUCUAAUCAGUUUUGGAAUUAAUUUGUCUAACAUAAUGAAAAAUAAAUAUUAUUAUUUUUGUCCGGCACGCACCAUUUUAGGUAGAUGGAUGCUUAGAACUUGAAUAAACAUGCAAAUGACUCGUCUGAUAUUAAUUAAGAAGUAAAAAAUUGCACCUAGAUAUACCAAUGCUAUCGAGUUGAGACAGAUGUUAAGUUUUGACGACUCAAAUAAAAAUGGUACUACUUCCCUUAGUGAACUCUCUCUUUAAAGGCGAAUUUUGUGCUUAAUUUUUAUACAUACAGUACCAAGUUCAUAAUUAUUAUACACUAUUACACUUUCCACCCUGUUUAUUGUAGAAUAUUAUGUAUAGUAAUUAGAAUAAAUUAUAGAGUAAUAUAUAUAUAUGAUAUAAUUAUAAAGUCAAAGACUUCUGUGUAUUAUCUACUAGAUCGGAAUUUAACACUGAAACUGUCAAUAAUCCAAUUUUUUCCAUCGUAACCAUAGAGUCGGGAACAGGAUAUCAUUAUGAAAAAAAAACGUUUUAUUAAAAAUAAAUAUGACGUAUGUUCAGAGUCUGGCUAAUGAAAGAAGAGACUGAAAUGGCACGCCAAAUUUAAAAAAUCAUUUAAAUAAAUUAAAAAAGCAUGCGCGUUUUCAUAAUUUGUUUUAAUUUUUUUUUUGUUUGUGAAUACAUUACUACCUUUAAAUAAGUAUUUAACUUAUUCCAAUAUUGCACUAUAAUUUUUAAAAUUUACUCCGAUAUUUUUUUAGUUUGGUUUCAGACUUUCAUUAGCCAAACUUUAGUACAUACAUCAUAGUAACCUAAACUUAAUUUAAAAUGGAAUAGAAAUAGCGCUAUCUAUUCACAGGUUGUGUUUUCUCUUGUUGUAACUAGAUGGCGUAGUUUCAUAUCCAUAUAAAUUCAAGUUUACUUUUACGGAAUCGAAGUACCGUACCGUAGUUAAUUUGUGAAGAAUUUACCAAUACUUUGUGGACAGUUUCCCAUUUCCGGUCUAGACGAACACACAUAGAAGCAUUUGUAAAUGCUAGAUAUUUUUAUCAUGCCGGAGCUUCCAUCUUGUACCUUGUGUGUUUAAUAUUUAAAAAGACAAUUGUAUUAUAAAGUAAACAUAAACUUUAAGUACGGGUUCGUAACAUGAUGGAAAUAUGGAUAGCAAGCUUCUUCAAGCCAAAUACAAACUUAAAUAUUAUUUGUAGCAAACGUGUGAAAUACUAACACUAAAAAUCUAAUGAAGCUAAAUGAUGAACAAACUCAAAUUAUGGAAUGUCAGAUCAUCACAUACCUACCGGUGUGAAAUAAAUGACUAUAAAAAGAAUAUUUGGCAUUAACUCUAGUUUUAAAAGUAUCGUCAUUGACCUCAGAGGAUUAAAUAAUUAACUACUUGUAUAACAACUAUUGUAUAUAAUGCGGAUUUUAGAGUAAGUUGAUCUUUUGUUGUACCUACACACGGACGAUUCAGACGCAAUAAAAAUAUUCUAUUUGAUAUAA